This is a messenger RNA of Chinchilla lanigera (long-tailed chinchilla), 3413 nucleotides long. It is a transcript of the gene Gpr83, whose product is annotated as G protein-coupled receptor 83. Gene Ontology annotation, biological process: neuropeptide signaling pathway. NCBI's taxonomy places the organism in Eukaryota, Metazoa, Chordata, Mammalia, Rodentia, Chinchillidae. Gene Ontology annotation, cellular component: membrane. Gene Ontology annotation, molecular function: neuropeptide Y receptor activity. The record is from RefSeq and is a predicted model, not a curated record.
CGAUGCUCCCGCCCUGCGCGCUGCUCCUCCUCCUCCACGCGGCGCGCGCCGCAGAGCGCUCCGAGGCCCCUGCGCCGGCCAACGCCUCCUGGGGCAACCUCUCCCUCUCCGACUGGCCCCGCCUCGUGGGCCGGGGGCGCCCCGGGGCGGAGUCCCAGCAGCCCGCGGCCAAGGCUCUGCUCGCCCUGGCCUACGCCUGCACCAUCGUCUGCUCCCUGUUCGGUAACGUCCUGGUCUGUCACGUCGUGUUCAAGGACCGGCGCAUGCAUUCGGCCACCAGCCUCUUCCUCGUCAACCUGGCGGUGGCGGACAUCAUGAUCACGCUGCUCAACACCCCUUUCACCCUGGUCCGUUUUGUGAACAGCACGUGGGUGUUCGGGAAAGGCAUGUGCCACAUCAGCCGCUUUGCCCAGUACUGCUCCCUGCAUGUCUCGGCGUUGACACUGACAGCCAUCGCUGUGGACCGCCACCAGGUCAUUAUGCAUCCAUUGAAACCCCGGCUCUCAGUCACAAAGGGUAUCAUCUACAUCACUGUGAUCUGGAUCAUGGCUGCAUUCUUUUCACUCCCUCAUGCUAUCUGCCAGAAAUUGUUUACCUUCAAGUACAGCAAGGACAUCGUGCGUUCCUUGUGCCUACCAGACUUCCCUGAGCCAGCUGACCUUUUUUGGAAGUACUUGGACCUGGCCACCUUCAUCCUGCUUUAUGUCCUUCCUCUCCUCAUCAUCUCUGUGGCCUACACCCGUGUGGCCAAGAAGCUGUGGCUGUGCAGCACAAUCGGUGAUGUGACCACAGAGCAGUACCUUGCCCUGCGGCGCAAGAAGAAGAAGACCAUCAAGAUGCUGAUGCUGGUGGUGGUCCUCUUUGCCCUCUGCUGGUUCCCUCUCAACUGCUAUGUUCUCCUCCUGUCUAGCAAGGUCAUCCACACUAACAAUGCUCUCUACUUUGCCUUCCACUGCUUUGCUAUGAGUAGCACCUGCUACAACCCUUUUAUCUACUGCUGGCUGAACGAGAACUUCAGGAUUGAGCUGAAGGCAUUACUGAGCAUGUGCCAAAGGCCACGCAAGCCUCAGAAGGAUAGAGCACCAUCCCCGGUCCCUACCUUCAGGGUGGCCUGGUCAGAAAAGAACAAUGGUCAGAGGGCUCUGCCAGCCACUAAGCUCUUGCCUUCCUCCCAGCUCUGGUCUGGGAAGACAGACCUGUCAUCUGUGGAGCCCAUUGUGGCAGUGAGCUAGAGAAGGUUGUAAAGAGACAGCAGGUGGGAUCUGUCUGCAGCUGAGAGGGGAAAAUAACCUGUCCUCUAACACAGGAUCUGUACAAUGCUGGAAACAAGUCCCUGCAGAAGCAAUAGGACUCUUGAUUUCCUGCAGAAAUGCCCAACCUCCCAGCUCCAUUUGAUGCAAAAACUAAAGGUCAACUGUCAACAGUCCUCUGUUUAUAAAUUCCUACCUGGGAGAUGCCGUGAGCUAUAGCACCCUGGAUCCUUGAGCAAGAGAACCAAGGGCAACCCCUACUCCAAUGGGGGUGGAAUCAUUCAGCUGGCUGCAGCUGCUGGGCAGCUGUCUUCAGCUUUUCCUACUGCUGACUGAACAUUCACACAGGAAAUUUGAGUGACUCUGAGUGUGGCUGACCCAAAAGCACAGAGCUCUGCUGAAGACAGGCUCACUGGUCAGUGAGGCAUUAGCAAGUGGAGUGGACAGAGGCUCCCAGCCUUGCCUUCUGAGGUCACUGGAGCUGUGAGGAGUCACAAGUCUUUAGUGGUCUGACCCUACACAUAACAUGAAAGAAUCAAUUUAGUUCCUUACAAAGAGAAAUUAUUAUUACCAUUUUGAAACAUGCAGCAAAGCAAAAAAAGGAAUUAAAAUUGCCCCCUAAUCUCAUUGAUUUGUGAUAACUUCUUUCAACAUGCUGUGGAUAUAUUUACAACUUUUUCCACUGUGUGUGUGUGUGGGGGGGGUGUGGGGGGUUUGUAUGCACACUUUUUUAAAAUUCUGAACUACACUUUGCCAUUUAAAUUGUAAUGAUCAGCAAGAAACAGAGGGGUAGCUGAGGACUUUGAACCCAUCUCCGAGGCAUAGUGUCUACCACAGUAGUAAGGAAGAAGGGAGAGAAGAACCCAAGAUGAGGAUUGUUGCCCCGCAGACAGAGCCUCCCUGUCAGUGGUGGGCAGGGCCUGGCCACAGUCUCUGCCUUCAGACGGAGACCAUCAAAGGCUCAGCCACAGGGUAUAACUCCUUCUUUCCUGCCAUCACUCAAAAAUAAGAGGGGUUGGAACAGUGUUCUGUUUUCACAGGAGAUGAGGAAGCAGGCUUUCCAUCGUGCUGGAAAUAAUUGUACUUAGGUACCACAUCCACACAUACUGUCUAGAUAGGCCAUUUCUUCUUCACAUUGUUUGAGUAAUGAGGUUUUUUUCACACCAGUUCCUGAAAGAAGACUCACUGUUAACUUCUCCUUAGCAAUUCAGGUGUCACUUCCAAAAUGUAUGGGAUCCUUAAAGAAACCUUUUUUCUUAAGGACCCACUUGCCAGAGAAAUCUCAUUCCAGAGACUGAAUGUUUUCAUCACUUUCCAUCUGGUCCUGAGUGACUCAUGGUGUCAUCCAGAGACAGAUGUGACAGGCAGAGUAGAGCUUAAUUCCAGCCUAGAAUAGUUGCUGUUGCCAUGCUGAGCUAUUUCCAUUUUAGCCCUGGAGAGAUCUGGAAAGCAAAGCAGGUAUCUGUAGCUGAGUGGAAAACUGAGGUUUGGGGUAGAAGGAGUUUGUGCAGUAUUCACUUAGACUUCUUGGCUGUUAGUUGAAACUAAACUUGGUUACACUGGCUGCUUCUCUUUAAUAAACAGUAGGGGUUCCUUAGUCUAUUGUAGGGGUUCCUUACUCUAUUGGAGUCACCACCUUAGGCUAUUAGAAAGUUUUCAAGAUAGAAAAAAAUCAGAUUACCUACUGAACUGUAAAUUAGAGGAAAUUACUUGCAUAGGGCAGAGAGUACUUUCUCAGUCCAAAGGGGUUCCCAGAUGGGGUUUUCAGGCCAAAUGGCUCAUGUGCAUAUCCUUUGUCUGUGUGAUGUCAAGAAGCAGCUAUUAGUUACAUCUUAAUGCUGCCAUGGAAACUCUACAAACCAGAAAUGAUAACAAGCAGCAGGGAUGCUGAAAGUGUGUCCUGUCCUCAGACUCAUGGGGAAAGCUUCUAUCUCCCUACUAUGAGUUUGUCCAUAAAUAUUGCCAACUCACUGUGGAAACCCUCAGGUCUAGGUCUCCAGCUGGUACCUAUCUGCAGCCUUCCACAUGUUCCCUGUGUAACUCAGAGCAAAAAUGACUUGUAAUUGUGAAUGUGAAAUUUGUAAAACUUAAGUUUUUCAAUGUGCUGUAGAAAAUGCAUUGUCAUUUGUUCUUGUCUCAGUAAAAGCGUUUUGGAUGUGUGAA